AGUAAUUAAAAAUAAUGCGGGUAAAUCCGUUUCGUUAUACCUGACAAACAUUCUGCUGCAUAACAGCCUAAAAGUAGAGCACAUUGCCUUGCCCUUGGCCUAUUGUUGUCUAUUGUAAAGCAUGGCGGGUAUCUCUCACUGUCUGUUUUGUCCUUCCGCUUUUCGGAGAUCACCGAGUUCAUCGCAGUCAAAGUGGUAGUGGCAGUCGAAGUGGUGUAGUGGUAGUCGAAGUGGUAACAUGUUUACUUUCACUCUUACCAUCGUGACUAUUCUCAUUUGCAUAAUCUACAUUUCCACAAGCAUUUACCGAUCUAAGCUCGCAGUGAGUGGAAUAAAAAAACAUGAUAACAAUAAAAAUAAUGAUAAUGAUAAUGAACGUAGUUUGAAAGGUUCUCAGCAAGGAAAUGUCUGCCAAUGGCUGCAGGGGAACCUCCCUCCAGGACCUAGGGGCUGGCCUAUUAUCGGCAAUCUGCAUCAGCUUAUGUUCACGGGAAAGAAACAACACGAUAUCAUCAACGAGUGGGCCAACGAGUUCGGAGAGGUUUUCACUUUUCGUAUAUUUUCGACGAGGUUCGUGAUCCUAAACAGUUUGCCUCUGAUUCAGAAGACGUUCCAGAAUCCAGAUAUCAAUGACAUGGCGACCAUACCACCGUGCAAUAAAGCAUUGGGUGUGUCAACAAACAAAGGUAUAGGGAUCAUUGCUGCCAGUGAAGGACCCGCCUGGAAGGAUCUUCGAGGAUUUCUUAUCUCUAUUUUGCGAAAAAUGAAAUUUGGACCGAAUAGCAUCGAAAACUUUGCUGCCGAGGAGGCUGUAAGAUUGCUCGAUAAUUUUCAUUCCAAAGAUGAAGAGUUCUUUGACCCCGCCAGCGCUGUCAAUAUCGCCGUCGCGAACAUUACGACGCGGUUGACGAUGGGAAAAACGUUUCCGUACGACGACAAGGAGUUUCUUCGGCUCACGCAACUAGCAGACGACACGUUUGAUUACUUCGGAACUGGGGCAAUCUAUUCGCUGGUUCCAGAAUUGUCGUACCUGCCGUCUACAGGGAAUAGGAAGGGUGAAGAAGCGAUCGCUGAGAUGUUCGACUUCAUUCGGCAGUCAGUCGGGGAUCAUCGGAAACACUUCGACCCUAACCCGGAGCCUCGGGAUAUGGUCGAGUGUUUCUUGCUAGAACAGCAUGAACGACGUUCAAAGGGAGACAUUGGUGUGUUUGACGACACCAAUAUGCUGCAGUUCACCUGGGACGUUCUGAUUGGCGGAUGGCAAACAACCAACACCACCAUCCUGUGGUACCUCUUCAUUCUCGCCCAACAAACAGACGCCCAACACCGAGUCCAAGCAGAGCUGGAUCGAGUAGUCGGGCGUGACCGUCUACCAGCCCUCACCGAUCGAGCAUCCCUGCCGUACGUCCACGCCACCAUGGCCGAAUGUUAUCGGCUGAGUGGUCUCUUGCCGAUGCAGAUUCCACACCGUAGUCGUUGUGACGUUACAGUUGGCGGAUACGACGUCCCGCGAGGAUCCUAUGUGGCAUCCAAUACACAUUUCUUAUGCUCUUCACCAACGCUAUGGCAUGAGCCUGAGGAGUUCCGCCCUGAGAGAUUCAUUGAUGAGACUGGGGCGUUUGAUCGAAAGCGAGAGGCUGGCCUCGUCGAGUUCGGCGUUGGUCGCCGUGCAUGCCCUGGAGAGCAGCUAUCUCGUACAGAGCUCUUUGUCUUAUUCUCUCACAUCUUCCAUCGAUUCAUCAUCGAGCUCCACGACGACGUCCCUCGGACCAUGGAGGGCACCACUGGUCUGACGGUUAACCCCUUACCUUUCAAAAUAUGCGCCAUUCAAAGAUUUUAAAUUGCCCAUAUUUUAUCUUUAAAAAGAAGAAGAUUUUUCAGCUAACAAAUUUACAUUCUAGCCAAGCUUGUUUCUCAGACUAUAAAUGCCUUUAUAUCUAUAUCCAGGCGCGUACGCAGGGGGAGGGG
Molecule: messenger RNA, 1968 nt
Organism: Strongylocentrotus purpuratus (purple sea urchin)
Lineage: Eukaryota; Metazoa; Echinodermata; Echinoidea; Camarodonta; Strongylocentrotidae
Product: cytochrome P450 2J6
Exons: 4
Coding region: 239-1840 (533 amino acids)
Biological process (GO): xenobiotic metabolic process
Cellular component (GO): cytoplasm; intracellular membrane-bounded organelle
Molecular function (GO): oxidoreductase activity, acting on paired donors, with incorporation or reduction of molecular oxygen, reduced flavin or flavoprotein as one donor, and incorporation of one atom of oxygen; heme binding; iron ion binding
Source: RefSeq, a predicted model, not a curated record